Molecule: messenger RNA, 2610 nt
Organism: Cololabis saira (Pacific saury)
Lineage: Eukaryota; Metazoa; Chordata; Actinopteri; Beloniformes; Belonidae
Product: E3 SUMO-protein ligase ZBED1-like
Exons: 3
Coding region: 8-1861 (617 amino acids)
Molecular function (GO): DNA binding; protein dimerization activity
Source: RefSeq, a predicted model, not a curated record
ACCCAGCAUGGCAGGAAGAACUGAAGAUGACGCCCAAAAACUUCGUCCCAAAACUUCCACAGUUUGGGAACAUUUUAACGAAAACAAGCCAACAAAGCAAGUUAAGUGCAAGCUAUGUGACGCCCAGCUUUCAUACCAUGGAAGCACGACGGCGAUGCAUGAGCAUCUGAAACGCCGACACCCCGGAGCCGUAACACCUACACGUGCCGCAGAAAGUAGUUUUAAGCAGAGACGUGUGGAUGAGUUUGUCAUGACAAGAGGUUCAUGCACCCCCCAAAUGGCUACAGUCCUGACACAGAGCAUCCUUAACAUGAUUGUGACUGACAUGAGACCAAUAGCCAUGGUUGAAGAUGAUGGCUUCAAGCAGAUGAUCCAGACCUUUCAUCCAGGCUACACCUUGCCAUCCAGAACUCAUUUUACCAAACUGAUUGAAGAAAAGUAUGAGACUGUUGUCAGUGACAUAAAGGCAACUCUUAAAUUAAUCAACAAGAACAAGAUUGCCCUCACAGCUGAUGCCUGGACAAGCAUUUCCACAGAGGCAUAUCUUGGCAUCACAUGUCACUUCAUAAGUGAUGACUGGGAGCUCACAAGCCUCUGUCUCACAACCAUGCCACUAGAAGAGCGACAUACUGGAUCAAACAUUGCUGCAUGGAUUGAGGAGGCCAUGGCAAGGUUUGAGAUAUCUGAAAGUAAUAUUGUGGCUCUUGUCCAUGACAAUGGCUCCAACAUUGUCCUGGCUGCAAACAUUCUGCAAGAAAAACAUGGGUGGAUGUCAAUCCGCUGCGCAGGUCACACUUUGCAAUUAGUGAUCAAUCGUGCUCUAAAACACCCUCAGAUCAUAAAAACACUGGGAGCAGCAAGAUGUCUUGUUGAGCACUUCAGAAAAAGUGAACUAGCUUCAAGCAAGCUGAGGGCCAAACAGAAACAGAUGGGGACCCCAGAACAUAAACUUAUCCAAGAUGUCUCUACCAGGUGGAACAGCACCUUUUACAUGGUCACCCGUUUGCUGGAACAGAGAUGGCCGCUGACUGCAACACUGUCUGACCCAACAGUCACGCAGAGUAAUAAACAGUACCUUGACCUGAAAGCAGAUCAGUGGCUCCUGCUAGAGGAACUGGCUAAAGCUCUUGAAGCCUUUGAAUGUGCCACAGUCUACUUGAGUAGUGAAAGUUAUGUGACAGUUUCUGCUCUCCCUCCUCUGGUCAGAGGGCUUUUGAAGUCCACACACACCACCUAUGAUGCAGCUCCUGUGCAGGCCUUUCAGGCAGUUGCUUCAGAGGAGACCACUGUACGCUGGACUAAUGAGGUCACAGUCACACGUGAACCAUGCACACAGGUCAUCGCAGCAGCCUUAGAUCCACGAUUUAGUAAACUGAAAUUUCUGACCCCAGAGGAUAGGUUCACUGUUCAAAAAAAAGUCCAAGCUCUGGCCCUGCAAUCCAUCCAAGGGGCUGAGAAGAAAAAUGCCAGUGAGGCUGACAAAAGCCUUGCCUCAGCUGAGAGAACUUUUUCAGCUCUAGAUUCACUGCUGGCCUGUGACUCCUCAACAGACAGUGACACUGAGACCAAUGAACAGGAUGCUCAAAACCAGUCUAUCACCAAUGAGAUACUGAUGUACUUCGGACAGCAGCCUCUUUCCAAGACUGAGAGUCCGCUUUCUUGGUGGAAGUCUAAUGAGGCAAAGUAUCCAACCCUUGCAUCACUAGCCAAGUCAUUCUUGUGCAUUCCAGCUACCUCUACACCAUCUGAGCGUCUCUUCUCUGCAGCUGGAAAUAUCGCCUCAAAGAAGAGAGCCAGCCUCACACCUAAGCAUGUUGACAUGCUUACGUUCCUGCACUGCAAUUUGCAUAAAAAAAAAUAGAUAUUUCCCUCAGUUAUGUUGGCUUUAAGCUUUGUUGACAGUUGGGACUUUACAAGAAAAAAAAAAUUCAAAAUUCAUCUUUUGUUUUUAUGUAUUUUACUUUUAUGGGCUUAAUUUUGCUUUUAUGUAUUUUACUUUUAUGGGCUUAAUUUUGCUUUAAGUAAAAGCAACUCCUUAAACCUAAUUACCUCCUCAACCUGCAAGGUAGGCUACCUGCACCUUUUUGAUAUACUUCUUGAUAAAAAGUUUUUGUUUACUACCUUGCACUUUAAGUUUGUACAAUUUAAUUAUUUUUGUUGUGGUCAAAGUGGUAUUUUAAAUUGAAAAAUAUAUUUUACUUUUAUGGGCUUAUUUGCUUUAAGUAAAAGCAAUUCCUUGGUUGAUUUAAAACCAAUUACCUCCUCAACCUGCAAGGCAGGCUACCUGCACCUUUUUUUUGAUACUUCUUGAUAAAGAGUUUUUGUUUACUACCUUGCACUUUAAGUUUAAGUUUGUACAAUUUAAUUAUUUUUGUUGUGGUCAAAGUGGUAUUUUAAAUUGAAAAAUAUAUUUUACUUUUAUGGGCUUAUUUGCUUUAAGUAAAAGCAAUUCCUUGGUUGAUUUAAAACCAAUGACCUCCUCAACCUGCAAGGCAGGCUACCUGCACCUUUUUUUUGAUACUUCUUGAUAGAGUUUUUGUUUACUAUCUUGCACUUUAAGUUUGUAAAUUGUACAACUUUAAGUUUGUACAAUUUAAUUAUUUUUGUUGU